Fusarium keratoplasticum is the source of this 1986-nucleotide messenger RNA. RefSeq names its product Fungal-trans domain-containing protein. The record is from RefSeq and is a predicted model, not a curated record. NCBI's taxonomy places the organism in Eukaryota, Fungi, Ascomycota, Sordariomycetes, Hypocreales, Nectriaceae. The transcript has 7 exons. The coding region runs from base 1 to 1986 and encodes 661 amino acids. Gene Ontology annotation, molecular function: zinc ion binding; DNA-binding transcription factor activity, RNA polymerase II-specific; DNA binding. Gene Ontology annotation, biological process: regulation of DNA-templated transcription; DNA-templated transcription.
AUGGAAUCUCAAGAUACGGCGCCCAAGCAAAGAGUGAUUCCAAGAGCUUGCCAUAACUGCCGAGCACGCAAGGUUCGAUGUAAUCGUCUCGUGCCUUGCUCCAACUGCACCAUCUCAGGGCUUGACUGUCCAAGGGGUGGCAAUCCUCGUAGCGCCCGACCGACUGAGGAUGCACAGGUCAGCAGCCUACCAAGUCAGGAUACGCUUUCCUACUUUGCGCGCUUUGAAACCAAGCUCGCAGACCUUCAGCUUGAAGUCGAUGGUCUGAAGGAACAGCUGAAAAAUCGGGGCUCUACAGACAACACGGUGCCUUCACCGCACUGCUCGAACAGUAGCAACCCAGUAGCUCGACAGCAUGAUGUCUUUGGAGAUCACACCCAGGAAGAGGGUGACUCCUCAUUUGGGCGACAGGCUUUGAAUGCCAUACAAGUCGCAGAGUUGACGUCGUCUGAAUCUUCACACUCACCUGCUGUUGCCCAACAACUGGCGAACCUUCGUGAUAUGGCCCGGGAGCAUGAAGCCUCAGGCGUGAAUAGGGAUGACUACAUCUCGGCCCCAGUACCGGCGACUGAUAAUCUCAAGAUGCGCUUGCCACCAUCAAUGUUUGUGUUGGCGAUCCUGAGGGUGCUUAGAGAACGAAAAGGUGUACAACCCAUUCUUUAUUACUUCCAUGGCGUCUAUGAUCGUCUCCAGAUUGAAAAGUUAUGCCGGCGUAUCUACUUUCCUCUGGAUUCAGUCUCGGCUGCCGAAGUGACUCUCCUCAACGGCAUGCUCAGUGUUGUCUUGCGAGAACUUGACAACAUUGAAGAUUCCGAGAUCACCUCUGAGGAAAUAACACGUUACCAACGUAUUUGUGAGAGCCAGUUCCAAACGGGACUCGAGGUAUACGAGGUGAUGGCCAUGCCGACGAGAGAAAACGUCAUGAUCCUGGUUAUAGGGAUGGUGCAUGCUCAGAUCAGGGCUAAGUUGCCUCUGCAAUGGAGCCUGACAUCUACCGCAGCUAGACACUGCCUUGCCCUUGGCUACCACCGCGAACACCGCGUCUCACGACUCCCAUCAGCUGAGGCGUCAUCAGUGAGACGGUUAUUCUGGCACAUCUAUAUAGCCGAUAAAAACCUCUCUUCUCGCCUCGGACGAACCUCAAUCAUCCAAGACCUGGAUGUCGACACUGGUCUGAAUGCUGUUUCUGAUGAGCCCGGAAGGACACCUUGGGACCAGGCCUUUGCCUCGUUUGUCGAAUUUGCCAGGAUUCAAGGGAAGAUAUACGACUCGCUGUAUUCUCCGGCUGCCAAAAAGCAGCAGCCUGAACACCGCGUUGCCGUUGCUAUUGAUCUUGAGUCACAGUUAAGUACGUGGCAUGCCAACUGGACCAAGAUCGACUUCUCUGAAGCCUUUGAUUAUGAGUCGUUUGCAGCUACAUUCGGGCCUGCGGAUAUAAUAUACUACUCUUCUCUUACCCUUAUUCACCGUGGUACGGCUUCGUCAGGGUCUGCUCAAGAUAUUUCCCCGGCGUGCUAUGAGGCUGCGCAUCAGGGGCUCCAGGCUCACCUCAACUACUAUCCUCGCCUGAGCUGUUCGGCAGACCAUGUCUUGUCUAAUUACGCAUUCUGGAUAUUCUAUUACACUUCCUUUACGCCCUUCGUUGUCACUUUCCUCCACUGCAUCGCCCACUCCGACCACGGCGAUCUAACACUUCUUCAGGAAGUCCUUAGUAGUCUGGAGCAAGUUGGGAGUGCCCUCGAUUAUGCCGAGAAGCAACUCUUUCUCUGCAAAGCUCUCUUUCGAAUCGCCGAGGCUUUCUUGAACAGCCACACAACCACGCAAAACAACCAUACUGUCACCGGGAGCACUGCUACCUUUUGCAUACCAUUACAAAACCCCUUUUCUGAUGAGUGGGCUGGGUUGGAUAGGUUCUUGGAGGGGACUGAGGAUUGGGAUAUGACUACUAUUGAUCCGGCAUCAUUUCUUCUGGAUGAUGCGAUGUAA